GUAGGAAAAGAUGAAUUACGCAUUUUGGAUUUCUUUGGUGGUAGCACUCAUGUGCCAAUCUGGUUUGGGUCAUCCAGUGCCCGAGGAACCGAGGUGGGAGUUGAUCCCCGAUGGCAAUGGGAACCUGAAAAUGGUCAACCUCGCCGAGAACAGCCUGGCCGAGGAUGAUUCGGAAAUUGUGCCACUGUUCAACCCGAACACGGACAUCAUCUAUCGAUUGUUCACCAGAAGCAAUCCAACGAAUCCUCAAAUCUUGACUAAUGCUGCUUCGAUCCAGGCGAGUAACUUCAAUCCAGCUCAUCCGACUAGGUUCACGAUCCACGGCUGGAGUAACGAUGGGAGUCACUUCAUGAACGCGGACAUCCGGGAUGCUUUCCUGCAAAGAGGAGACUUCAACGUGAUCACUGUGGAUUGGGGAGUUGGCGCUCAGCUGAGCUAUAUCCAGGCUCGGGGUAAUGUUGGACCAGCCGGAGCAGGUGUUUCGGGCUUCAUUGAUAUUCUUCGAGGGGCCACCGGAAUUUCCAGGGAUAGCAUCUACUUGAUUGGAUUCAGUUUGGGAGCACAUGUGGCUGGUAAUGCCGGAAAAGGUCAGAACGGAGAAAUCAAUACUGUGAUAGCAUUGGAUCCAGCUGGACCACUCUUUAGCGUCGGUCAGGAUACUGCUGUCCAGGCAUCCGAUGGUAGAUACGUGGAAACCAUCAUGACCAAUGCUGGACUUCUGGGUCAUUCCGAGCCGAUGGGACAAUCUAACUUCUAUCCCAACGGGGGACGAACUCAACCCGGUUGUGGAGCAGAUGUUGGAGGAAGCUGUGCUCACGAUAGAGCACCAUUGUUCUACGCUGAAUCUGUUCGAUCUGCGACUCCAUUCCGAUCGACCCGAUGCUCCAGCCAUAACGACAUCGUCAGCGGACAGUGCAUUCCAAGUGGCCCCGAUGCCAACAUGGGAGGUCAACCAUCCAACUUUGGACGUGGAGUAAACGGCAUUUACUUCCUGACGACGAAUGACGCAUCACCUUUCGCUAGAGGAUAAAUA
Molecule: messenger RNA, 1033 nt
Organism: Uranotaenia lowii
Lineage: Eukaryota; Metazoa; Arthropoda; Insecta; Diptera; Culicidae
Product: pancreatic triacylglycerol lipase-like
Exons: 1
Coding region: 11-1030 (339 amino acids)
Biological process (GO): lipid metabolic process
Molecular function (GO): lipase activity
Source: RefSeq, a predicted model, not a curated record